Messenger RNA from Symbiodinium sp. CCMP2592, 462 nucleotides. Lineage: Eukaryota; Dinophyceae; Suessiales; Symbiodiniaceae. The record is from the annotation of a GenBank genome assembly.
AUGGCUGGCUGGGGGUCGAACGGCUUGCCGUCGGUUUUGCACCGAAGUGCCCCUGCGACUGCUGCGCACCCCUUAAAUGGGGAUGUGCUCAAGGCCUUUGACAAGUACAACACCGGGCUUCAGGAAGCUGCUGCUGCGGCCUGUGGCUUGUCUGAGCUGUGUGAAUGCAAAUGCGGUUUGAUUAAGUUCGUGCUACGCUGCUACGUGCCACCCAAAGGCAAUGCUAGUGGUGCCGGUCGUGGGAAGGCGCCGAAGAAACGUGCUGGUGCGAAAUCUGUGGCUUCUGCUACGACGACAAAAACCAGGGCAAGCUUGCUCAACGAAGUCUUCAAGACGGAUGAGGAUAAGCAUCAGAGAUGGGGCCAAGAGCUCAAAAAGGAGAUCAAUGGCCUCUCCAACCUGAUGCUCGAUUUGGGCGAUUCGACCAAGGAGACCGAGAUGAAAUCAACUCUGGUUCCAUGA